Messenger RNA from Babesia microti strain RI, 1623 nucleotides. RefSeq lists its product as hypothetical. NCBI's taxonomy places the organism in Eukaryota, Apicomplexa, Aconoidasida, Piroplasmida, Babesiidae. The transcript has a single exon. Bases 1 to 1623 code for a protein of 540 amino acids. The record is from RefSeq and is a predicted model, not a curated record.
AUGAAUCUGGGCAAUUCCAUAAUUCUUGACCAAAACCCAGAUUAUAUACCACGUAGAAGGGUGCCAUUUUGUCCACAAGCAAGUGGAACGUCAUUUUUAUCUAUUUUUUGGUCCCUGGCAAAAAGCUAUUACAAUCUUUCUCGCUCUGAAUUAUCCCUUUCAUCAUCUGUUCUCCAAACUCGUUUAAUAAAUUUUAUAGUAAAAUUCACACAAUUUAUUUCUGGGAAAAUUGAACCAUUCGACCAUAUUAUAGAUGCAUCGGCCAAUUCUUUAUCCGCUAUCAUUAGUUCUGACAACCAAGGAAUAAUCAUUUUAACCACAGUAAAUCAGAACACAAAUAAGGAAUAUAUCAAGGAGUAUGAUGAACAUCCAUCAUUCCAGCCUACAGAUAUCGAUUCUUCAUACCAACCCAUUCUACAGUUGACUUAUGUUAAAAAUCAAGAUGAACAGGAAUUCUUAACAUUAGGUUACGUAAAAGAAACGUCUGUUCAAAAUGAUAUUGUACAACAUUUCACCCUAACAAAACAGCAAUCUAGUAUGAUUGCAGAGUUUACUGUCACAUUUGCUACACUAAAUCAAUGUAUGAGCCUUGGAAUUUCGAUUUUGGUUGGGUUUUGUUGCGGAAGAAUUGAACAUUGGUUUCAAAUUUCAUGUAGUGAUUUAAGAUGGAAUGGAGGGACUUGGAAGAAUUCAGGAAUUGUUAUUCUACCAUACUCCGCAACUAAAUGUGAGUUUUCUCCAUUGGGUGAUAUCGCAUAUGCCUUUUCUAAAGGGCAUGACUUAUAUUUAAUCGAAAUUACAGGUUACGAGCUUAAAGAGAUGGUACUUGAAAAUACUAGUAACACUGUAUCUGCUACUUGGUGUGGACCUAGACAAAUAUUCCUUCUCACAAAACUAGGGGAAUUGUUACUGUACAAACAAAAUGAUUUGGGGAAAUGGAUUAAGACCGCAUUAUUCGAUGUAUCAUCUCAACUCGGUGCUAAUGAUUAUAUUGGCGCAAAAAUUAAAAUUGUCAGAGGAAGGGUAGCAUUUUUACUCCCCCCUGGAGCAAAUAAAAUAUCCAUUUUAUCUUGGGAACGCGGAUUAGCACUGCCUGAAUGUACAAUGUUGACGCUUAAGCGCACUAAUGACGAAGAAAUUGUCGGAGUUUCUGAUUUUGAUGUAGACUCUACUGGUACUUGUAUCGGAGUGAUAAACAUGGAUAAGUCAACGGUGUUGUUCUACGCUAUAUUAGGCCAAUAUCAAAAUAAGUUCAUAUGCACUGCAAAUAAUGAGGGCAAAGUGGCUGAGAACAUAAGGUUCAUCGAGUAUGUUAUUGGUGACAAAGUCAUGGCGGCAAUUAGAUGGAUUGGCGAUGGCGUUGGUAUGUCUCAAGUUUGCAGCUUCGAACUGCCCCCGAGAACCGCAGUUUGGAAUAUGGAUAAACAUGUUGCAUGGAGGGGCAGGCAAUCAUUUAAGCGCGUUGAUCCAUAUGGCGGAAAGAUGGCUCCGGAAAAUGAAAAGGCUAAAUUUGGGCCCGAGAGAAAGGGGCCACUGCGUGAUAAUUGGUAUCCAACUACUCGCGCUGAUUGGAGGCAAGACACGCAUAUACCCCUGGCCAAGCCUUGGUACUGGGAUUAUUAG